AUGAAGCCGGCAGCGUGGCUGCAACUUCUGGCCCUCGCCGGCCCAGCACAAGCCUGCGGCGGCGGCGGCGGCCACGACGACGACGACGACGGCAGAGAGUGGUCGCCAGAGGAGCUGGCCGAGCUGGACGCGAAAUGGGGCCACGAGUGGGCCUUUGGCGGCAUCGGGUCGUUUGCGCACCUAGGCCACGUCAAGUGCCUCACCACUCCGCAGCAACGGUUUGACGUUGCCAUUGUCGGCGCGCCCUUUGACACGGCGGUGUCUUUCAGACCAGGCGCCCGGUUUGGUCCGCGGGCGAUCCGACAAGCCUCGUCUCGCCAGACCUCUCUGCGCGCCUUCAACCCCCGCGCCGGCAUCAACCCCUACCAGAGCUGGGCCCGGGUCAUCGACUGCGGCGACGUGCCCAUCACGCCGUUUGACAACGCCCUCGCCGCGGAGCAAAUGACGCAGGCCUUCAGGAACCUCGGCCGCGCGACCCCCGCGAGCCCCCUGAGCCGCGGGAGGCCCAAGCUCGUCACCCUCGGCGGCGACCACAGCCUCGCGCUGCCCGCGUUGAGGGCCCUGAAUGACAUAUACGGCAGGCCGGUCCGCGUGCUUCACUUUGACGCACACCUUGACACGUGGGAUCCAGCAGCCUACCCGUCGGCAUGGGGCUCGACACACUUCACCCACGGGUCCAUGUUCUGGCUGGCCAACCAGCAGGGUCUGCUGUCCAACGCGUCGACGGGCCGGUCCCUCCACGCGGGACUGCGGACGCGCCUGAGCGGCACCGGCUGGGCGGACCACGAGGCCGACGCGGCCCAGAACUGGGUGCGCUUCGCGGCCGACGACAUCGACGACAUCGGCACGGGGGGCAUCGUCGACGGCAUCAUGGCCGUGCUGGGCACCGAGGAUCCCGUGUACUUGUCGGUGGACAUUGACGUGCUCGAUCCGGCGUUUGCGCCCGGCACCGGGACCCCCGAGCCGGGCGGCUGGACGACGAGGGAGCUGAUCCGCAUCCUGAGAGGCGUCGAGGGCCUGAACGUCGUGGGGGCCGACGUCGUCGAGGUGAGUCCUGCUUAUCAGGGGCGCGGGGAGGAGACGGCGUUGGCGGCCGCGCAGGUUGUCUAUGAGAUUUUGAGCUCCAUUGUGAAGAGGGGCCUGCGGGACGCGGACGGGGACCGGGCCAGGCGUGACAAGGACGAGCUGUGA
Molecule: messenger RNA, 1191 nt
Organism: Metarhizium album ARSEF 1941
Lineage: Eukaryota; Fungi; Ascomycota; Sordariomycetes; Hypocreales; Clavicipitaceae
Product: Ureohydrolase
Exons: 4
Coding region: 1-1191 (396 amino acids)
Molecular function (GO): metal ion binding; agmatinase activity
Source: RefSeq, a predicted model, not a curated record